UUCCCAAAUUCAAAUCCAAAUCAAAUCAUUUAAUUAAUGAUGCUUAAGAUUCAAAUUUUUAACUAACGAACCAUCCUUCCUUCUUCUAAUCACUUCUACUAAUACUCACUUACUCACUCACUCGCACACUUACUUGGAUUUUGAUUCGAUUUCUACAAAAAUAUUCACUUAAUAAAUUUAUUUUCCAGUCAAUUUUAGCUACUCAUUCUUGAGAUCUUCAUUUCCUACCUCCUCGAAUCUUCCUUUUUUCCAUUUUCUCUCUCCUCUCCUUCCUUUACUUAACCUCUCCAAUCAACUUCACUUAUCAAGUCCACUCUCAUUAACCUCUUUUUAGGUUCGUCUUCUCUCAAGACUGUAACCUAACUUAUCCGUCACAUAUACAGAUAUGGCGCUUGUAGUGUCAUUUUGUGGGGAAAGUCAAGCGAGGAAAUCGUCCUCAUUCAGGAAGCCAUGGAUGUUGAAGGAUUACCUAGGGGACGACUUGAGCUCGUGCUCCUCCAAUGGGUUCCGAUCAUUUCCUCGGCGACAAUGCUGCGUUGCAGUACGCAGCAUUAUCGAGAACGAAAUUACUCGGAACCACCGUAUUAGUAAUAGUAGUAGUAAUAGUAAUAAUAUGAAACCUCCGAAACGUAUCCUGGUGAGAAACAGGAGCGUUUCGGGGACGCUUCAUAAAGCGUCAAUGGCGUUGAUCAACGCCGUGAAAAUGCUUCCGUUUAAUUCUCAGGCGAAAUCCGGUGACGGAAAACGGUUUCUUCCUAGAAGCUUCUCGAAGAAGCUGUUUCGGAGAAGUUUCUGGAAGAGAGAGAAGAGUAAUAAUGUAGUGGUUGUUUUGAAGAAGGAAGGUGUUCAUGAUGAUGAGAUCGAACGGUGGAUAUCGUCUGGUGUUGCUGGAACGGAGAAGUAUAAGCCGUCGGAUUUGUCGAAUGAUACGACGGUAACUACGACGAGUGGUAGUAAUAGCGACGGUAAAAGUGAGAGUAGUUGGUCGGAUCUUACUUUUAAUUCGGAUAGUUUGACUUGUUCUAGUGAAAACGACGCCGUUGAGAGGAGUGAGAAAAUGGAGGAAGAAGUGGUCAGCCGAAUAGUUGGCGUAAUAGCUGCUGAUGAUACCGUUAAGCCAGCCGUUGCUAAGGAGAAAAUGUGGUUUAACGAAGAAAGUGAGAAGGAACAAUCAAGCCCAAUAUCUGUCUUGGAUUUUCCUUACAAUGAUGAAGGAGGUUCCUCGCCCUUCACUCUUAGAGUAUCAAGGCUAAAAGGGACUCAAGAAAGGCUUAUGCAAAAGCUUGGAAGAUUUGAAUGUUUAGCCGGACUAGAACCCAUUAAUCUCGAAGGCCUAAUCUCAUCCUCUGAGAUUGUAGAUCGAGUACCUAAGCAUUCGAUCAUACCUUGCUCAACACCUAGCUAUAUUCUAUCUAGUGAAAGUGAAGAAGAAGAGGACGAAGAAGAGGAAGAAGAAGAACAACAACAAAGUCAUGUAAGCGACGUUGAAAAACAAGCGCAACACUUACUAAGCAUUGUGAAUGCUAGGAUACAAUCAAAAACAAUGCACAAGUGUGAUCUUGAAGAUGUUUUACUUGAUUUCUUUCGCGAAAAUGUUCCACAUAAGGCGAAUGAUGCAUUGUUGCAAGCAGCUGAGGGUUGGAUAGACGGACAUUAUGAAAAGUUAAUAUUAGGGUGGGAGGUGAAGGACAAGAGGCAAGUUUACAUUAGGGACAUGGAAGAGGGAGGAUGGUGGCCAAGAGAUACUCAAUUAGAAAGGGAAGAAGUUGCAACAAAGCUCGGCGAUGAGGUUAUGGCACAUUUGAUGGAAGAUCUUAUGGUUGAAAUGUGUAAUUCCUAGCUAGGAGUCCUUAAGAUAAAAUCAGAAGCGGGAUAUAGAUUUAAUUAGUACUCCUUUUGAAUCCUUUAUGUUCUUUCCAUUUGAAAUCUCUUGCUAGACAAAUAUAAUCAAAAUGGAAAGAACAAAAAGGAUCGGAGGGAGUAGGACUAGUUCAUUAGUAUUAACACUAUUGUAUGUGAAUAUUUGCAUAGGGGAAUUCUUAUGGUACAUUAGUUUUGAAUAAGAUAGGAGGAGAUAAAAUAGAUACAACUAUAAGUAGUUGAUCAUCCCAUGUACUCUGUAUUUUGGUUCUUCCUUUUUCUUUAUCUUGAGAAAAAGGAUGGAGAUUUUUUGGAUUUCAAUUAACAAAACGUUUUUGCAAUUUGUUA
This is a messenger RNA of Chenopodium quinoa (quinoa), 2208 nucleotides long. RefSeq lists its product as uncharacterized. NCBI's taxonomy places the organism in Eukaryota, Viridiplantae, Streptophyta, Magnoliopsida, Caryophyllales, Amaranthaceae. The record is from RefSeq and is a predicted model, not a curated record. The transcript is spliced from 3 exons. Bases 386 to 1840 code for a protein of 484 amino acids.